Molecule: messenger RNA, 1116 nt
Organism: Knipowitschia caucasica
Lineage: Eukaryota; Metazoa; Chordata; Actinopteri; Gobiiformes; Gobiidae
Source: the annotation of a GenBank genome assembly
AUGAGGCACCACUGGCUGCUGCUGGGGGCCUGUGGGUGGGUGCUUCUCAUCCUGAUGUUUGUGACCAAGUUCAUCAACUUCAGAGCCAACAACGGGUACGGAGAAAGGGUGGGGUCUCAGAACUGGACUGAGUCUGGGACCAGGGCUGUGCGAGUCCAGAAUGCAGAGAACAGGACUGGAGCUGUGCCGGCCUCCAGCUUCCCCUCUGGCCCCUCUGCUCCCUGGGAUGGCGUGAUCCAUCAGAGGAACAGUCUUCUCAAAGCCGUGUGUCGGGACCCCGCCCUCCACAACCUCACGCACAGAGCCGUGACCCGGUUCGUCCUGGACCGGAUCUUUGUGAGCGACAAACAUAAGCUGCUCUUCUGCCAGACGCCAAAAGUGGGAAACACGCAGUGGAAGAAGGUCCUGAUCGUGCUCAAUGGAGCGUUCCCCAGUGUGGAGGAGAUCCCUGAAAACAUUGUCCACAAUCAUGAGAAGAACGGACUGCCAAGACUGUCCUCCUACAGCCCCCAAGAGGUCACUGAGAGACUGGGCAGUUACUUUAAGUUCCUGAUUGUUCGGGAUCCGUUUGAACGCCUCAUCUCAGCGUUCAAAGACAAGUUUGUAUUGAACCCACGCUUCGAGCCGUGGUACAAGACGGACAUUGCUCCAGCCAUCAUCCGCAAGUACAGACGCCUGCACCGAGACCAGGAUCAGGACCUGGUCCAGGACCAGGACCGGCCUAAGGAGGAGCGUAGCUCCGGUUUAACUUUUGAAGACUUUGUUCGUUACCUUGGCGACGGCGAUGGAAGGCGGCGCCUGGACCGGCAGUUUGGCACUCACAUCAUCCACUGGCUGAGCUACACGGAGUUGUGCGCGCCCUGCGACAUCCGAUAUGACGUGAUCGGACACCACGAGACGCUGGAGCAGGACGCCCCCCACAUCCUGAGGGCCGCGGGGCUAGAGGGCCUGGUGCAGUACCCACACAUCCCCCCCGGCAUCACCCUCUACAACCGUACCAAGGUCCAGCUCUACUUCAACCACAUCAAGCACCGCGACGCCCGCCGCCUCUACCAGCGCUACCAGGGCGACUUCUCCCUGUUCGGCUACACCCGGCCAGACUUCAUUCUCGAUUGA